Messenger RNA from Adineta ricciae, 542 nucleotides. Lineage: Eukaryota; Metazoa; Rotifera; Eurotatoria; Adinetida; Adinetidae. The record is from the annotation of a GenBank genome assembly.
UGAUGACUCUCAUCCAUCUAUCUUUUUCAAACUGUGUUUUUAACUAACCGAGAAAUAAAUUAGUCAUGUCGUCUUGAACUCGUCAAUUUCAAAAGAUCAAUGGCUGCUCAAAGAGGAAUUUGUGUGAUGUCAUUUUUGACAUUCGAUCAAUGAUGAAACUUAUCUAUAUUUAGUUACUCACCGAUACAAAUGGAUCCUAUUAUGGUAAUGGUAGUGGAGAUUUUUCAGCAGCAAACGGUCCCAAUGGUAAUAACAAUAUGUAUCCACCUACAUUCACAAGUGACACAUCGUCAUCAUCACCAGUUCUUCAUCAUUUACAAACUCUUCUUGGACCUGUUAUCGAAUCGCCAUUAAACACAAAUCAUACAAAUAGUGUGAAUGCCGAUAAUCAAACAAAACAACAAAAAGAUAUGAUCUACAGGUAACUAAACUAAUAGAUAGAGAAAUAGAUAGAGAGAGAGAGAGGGAGAGAGAGAGAAAUAACAGAAGGAAAGAAGUAAUUUCUUUCUUUUUUUUACACAUCUUCCAUCAUUUUUCUCCUG